ACGCCAGGUCAUUUAUCGCUGCCCCAGGAAGUUGCCCCAAAUACAGCUAUAAUGACCAUGCACUCUAUUCGGGGGAAGACGGCAGCGCCUGGAGAUGACAGCCUUAGCAAGCAAAGGUUGAGUCAGCGGGAAUGAUCGAAUUGCGACGCCCCUCGUCACGGACGUCGAUAUACGGAAGAGACUUCAGACAAGCCGGAGGGGAAGCGCAUCAUAGAGCGAGGGGAGGGGAGUGUGGGAUGGUCACUGUCCAUAGUCCGGAGUGUUCUUCUUCCUGCUCUCACUCCGAGGGUCCUGUCGGAGGACGAAGAGGAGCAACGACAAGAAAUGGCUAUGGCGGUGAGCUCGACGAAGGUCAGUUACCUCGUAGUAGCGGGUAUCUAGGCCAUGGUAGAACUGGCUAUGGCGUCUCGCCCCCCGGCAGAAUGGACAAAAGGAGCUCUCACGGGGUUUUGCCACGUCAUGAUUCUGAAGAUCCGGCGGCGCGCGAUCACGAUCAGAGACAAGCUACUAAUAAUGACAAGGAAAGAACUUUCCAAAUCAAAAAAGUUUUGGAUCCUCCCGUCGACGACUACCGUUCUUGGCAAUCCCCAAGUAGUGAGGGAGCACCAUCGCCGUUGACGUCAACAAUGGCGGAGAGAAAGAAGAAGGGACGCGAGCAGAGACCAGCUCGACGAGCUCCAUCGCCGUUGACGUCAACAACGACGACGCGCAGCAUUGUACUUGCUUGCGAGCCGCUGACGUCAACGAGAAAGCCAACUGCUUGUCGUGGUGGAGGUGGCCCGGAGGAGAAGAUCAACGGCCCAAGAUCGUCGCGAAGCGAGAGAUCGGUGCGAGAGCCCCUCAAAAAUGGGUAUUAUUUCAAAGAGGAGGAGGAGGAGAAUUGUGAUGGGGAUGCGGGGACACUGUUAGCCGUUGGGAAUGUUCACCCCAGAUGGCGACAUCAACGGCUGAAACGAAUUGCCGAUGAUGAAUGGUCCGAUCCGAAUUCUGAUCAUCAAAAUCAUAAGCAUGAGCAAUUAAGUCACAAGGCCGCAGAAGAGAUGACCAAUCAGACAUCACGGCAGCAGCGCAUUCGGCACCGUCGAAACCACGUCAGGGCGACUGACGAGGGAUCGACUCUCACGACGAGUACAGGAAGCAGCCAGGAAGAUCAUCAUCGUGAGUCUUACGAGGGACACAAUGAGCAUGGUGAUGGCGGGGGCAUUGCUAGUACGAGAGCGAGGAGAAGAGAGAGGAGGAGAGAGAGGAGGGAGAGAAGGGAGACGGGGGGUUGGGGGCUUAACCCACGGAAGACGUGCCGUACUAAUGCCGCGUAUUGUGAUAGGAAGAAAGAUGGCGAUGAUGACGAGGAGGAGGGGGAGCCGGACGAGGAGGCGGAGGAGGAGAAGGAGGGAGAUGGGAGGAAGAAGCUGACGAGGGAGGGGGGAUGGAUGAUGAAUACGAGGACGACAUACCAGGGUAAUUGUGUUUGCAGCGACAUUGACAAUGAUGAUGAGCAAGGGGAGGAUGGGAGGAAGAGCGCUCUCACAGAUAGGACGAAGAGAGAAAGUUAUGGCUGGGAGGGCACUCAGGGGGGUGGUAAUCAACAUAGUCGCGGUACUCGGGUAGGUACCCAGGCGUGUACUCGGAAUUCUAAGAGGAAUUCUCAGAGGAAUUCUCAGAGUACUCAGGCGCGUAAUCAGGCUGGAGGUCAACGUACUCACGAUACUCAGCUGGAUAGGCAGGGCAGUGCUCAGAGUACUCAGGCGGAUGCUGAACAUAGUCAGCAUAGUCGUGUAGGUACGCAGGCAGGUGCUCAAAGUUCUCGCAGUAGCAAGGCCGGUACUCUACCUGCUCAGAGUACUCAGAUGGGUACUCAGGGGGGUCCUCAGGGUACUCAGGCGGAUCAUGAACGUAGUCAGGGUAAUGGUGUAGGCACGCAGGUGGGUGCUCAAAGUCAUGGUACACGUGUCGGUACGCAGGGGGGUGCUCAAAGUUCUCGCAGUAGUAAGACAGGUACUCCACGUGCUCAGAGUACUCAGAUGGGUACUCAGGGGGGUCCUCAGGGUACUCAAGCGGGGGCGGAACGUAGUCAAGGUGUUCGGCUAGGUACGCAGGCAGGUGCUCAAAGUUGUCGCAGUACUAAGUCAGGUACUCCACGUGCUCAGAGUACUCAGAUGGGGACUCCCGGCGGUCCUCAGGGUACUCAGGCAGAUGCUGAAUGUAGUCAUGAUAUUCGGGUAGGUACGCAGGCUGCUGCUGAAAGUCCUUGCAGUACCAAGGCAGGUAGUCAAGGUGCUCAGAUGGGUGUUCGGGGGGCUCGUAAUGACGCAGAACAGCAGGGGAGCAAUGAGGCGGAUAAGAAGGGGAAAGGGAGACGGUCCUCCGUGGGAGCCGUGGAGAGAGAGUUGGAAGUGGUGUUGGCGGAUGUGGCAGUAGGUAAUGGAACCUUACCCGGUGGGAGGAGAGGUAGUUUGAGGCGGACCGGUCGAAUGUCUAGAUUAAUGGAUAUUUGUGAGCAAUUAUGGAUGGACGACAGCUGGGGGACAAGUCCUUUGCCUGAUCCAAGUGAGAGAAACAAAAAGUAUAAUAAGGAUAUGGAUAAGGAUACCAAUAAGGAUAGGGACGGUGAGUCGAGCUCCGACUAUUCGGCGUCUGCUACAAGUAACAACCUGCGGAUUGCAUCUCGUAUGGACAAGCUCGAUGAACAGCUCGAUGGGCAGCAGAGUGAGGUCGUGGGAACUACUUCGGCAAGGAUUCACCAUGCUAAAAAUAGAUCUUGUGCUCAAAGUUGUGAUCUUUAUCUGGACCUGCCAGGUAAGGACAAGGAUAAGGAUAAUGCCAAGGCAAAGGAUAGUAAGAAUCCCGUUGAUGUCAAUACUUUCGUUUGUCCAUGGACGUCAACAAGUGGGCAAUGCCAGCAGGUUGCCUCAGCAGCUCUCGUGGCUGAUAAGACUCAAUCCGGUGAAACUAAAGCUGCUAACUUUAGGAGGAUUCAUGAGAACAACAACAGACCAAUGGCGAGGAGGAGUCAUUGCUACCAUGACAACCCUACACAUGAGAGCAAGGAUAGUGAUACUGACAAAUGUCAAAAUCAACUUGAAGAUGAUAAGACUAAAGCUGCGGACUUUAGGAGAGUACAUGAGGACAACAACAGAUCAACAACAGCGAGGAGUCAUUGCUACCAUGACAACCCCACUGAUGCUCAUGAGAGUGAGGAUAGUGAUACUGACAAGUGUCAAAAUCGUGUUGGUAAGACUCAGCCUGGCAAACCUAAAACUGCUGACUUUAGGAGAAUACAUAAGGACGACAUCAAAUCAACGCCCAGGAGUCAUUGCUACCCCACUGAUGCUCAUGAGAGCAAGGAUAGUGAUACUGCCAAUUACCAAAAUCCUGUCCAUAAGACUUGGCCCACCGAAGCUAAAGCUGGCAACUUUAGGGGGAUUCAUGAACACAACAACAGAUCAACAUCAGCAAGGAGUCCUUGCUACCGGGACAACCCCGCUCAUGAGAGCAAGCAUAGUGAUACUGACAAGUGUCAAGAUCAUCCUGUUGACAUCAACUCCACCUGUCCACAGAUGUCAAGAAGGAUGACAAUGGAUAAAACUCCCUCGAGUGCCGACCUGCCAAAGAAGCUACUGCAGAGCGAAAUUAUGGCUACUGUGUCAAGGAUGCCCAAGGACGGCAGAUCAACCAAAGAUCGUAACUUUGCUUAUCCUUCUCAUCAGGAUAAGGUCCUGGAGCACUUUGACGUCAGCUCUAUGUGUAUAUUGACGACUGCCGCAGCGGCUACGCCUCCUCAUAUGUCAUCGCUGGUGGAGGAUAGAGCCAAAGAGUUAGCUGGUCCAAUAAAGGAAGGACCGGACAACAGACCGGCGAAUAGUCGUCGAAUUUAUCCUAAGUCGCCGAUGCAACAGGAUAACAAUAAGGAUAAGACAAAGGAUCACGUGAAUCCACGACCUUCUAGUUCAGCUGCAGUAUCCCGGCCGACAGAGGUUGAUCAUCACGUUCCGUCAUCAUCACUGGCCGACAUGCCGGAACGGAGGAUCGGUCGACAUUACCCUAGUACCUCGUCGUUGAAUCACGAUAAAAAAAUCAAUGCGGAUAUGACUAAGGAUCCGGUGAACCCAAGCCCUGCUAGUUGGUUAACCCCGUCAAGAGAUGUGCAUCAUGUCCCAUCAUCACUCGGCGACAUCCCGGAAAGGAAUCUGCGGAACGAGAGGACUGAUGAAAAUCCUCACAGAUCAACGGCGAAAACUUGCCCCUCUCAUGACCUGUCUUAUCAGGAAGAGGAGUUUGACGUCAGCCCCACUGGAUCUAUCCCGACCUCAAGAUGCAUGCAUCAUCGUCUGUCCUCACUCAUCGAUGUAGCCGAGAAGUUUCUCAAGAGCGACGCUUCAGCGGUGUCGAGACGGAUACACAGGAACGACGGAAGUCCUGUGUAUUUUGAAAAUCAUCCUAUGGAUAUGGAUAAGGAUAAGGAUAAGAGAGACGGUGAUGCCACCGCACGUUAUUUGUCGAGGUCAGCAACUGAUCAGCCUGAUCAGAUUGCAUCACAGGUUCUGAUUUCCGAGGGUACUCAGAAGAGCAAAGCCACUGCUGUUGCGUUGAAAAGGCUGCAUGGGAACAACCGAUCACCUGCUACCCUUUGUUAUCCAGAACCCCUUUGUCAUGAUGAUGAUGAUGAUGAUGGUCAGGCGGAGGCGGAGGAGGAGGAGGAGGAGGAGGAGGAGGAGGAGGAGGAGGAUAUGUGUGAGGAUGACGUCAGUCCCACCCAGUUACUAACGUCGAGAGGUAUGUAUAGUCAACCUUCAUCACGUCUGGGCAAGCCUGGCAGCAUCCUGAGAAGCCAAUCUGAUGCCAAUCCGAGAGAAGUACAUGGGAAUGGCAGAUCAUCGAGUGGUAGUUGUCUCGAUCUUCCUCCUCCUCCUCCUCCUCCUCCUCCUCCUCCUCUUCGUCCUCAUCAUCAUCAGGAUAAGGAGAGGAAUAAGGAAAAGGAUAACGAUGAGGAUAAAAAUGGGGAUUCGAGGAGAGUGUAUGGGAUUAACAGAUCAUCGAGAAGGAGUUGUCUCGAUCCUCCUCCUCCUCCUCCUCCUCCUCCUCCUCCUCUUCCUAUUCGUCGUCAUCAUCAUCAGGAUAAGCAAAAGGAUAAGGAAAACGAUAAGGAUGAGGAUAAAGAUGGGGAGGAGUUAGACCAUGAGACGAGUCCCGGUUUUCCGUCCAGGUCAGCACGUAAGCAUCGAGGUCAUUUGCUGGUUGACGAAUCUUCGGUGAACGUACCGAAGAGCCAAGCUGCUGUCGUUUCGAAGAGGUUUGUCAAAAAUACUCCAAUCUGCAGAGAUCACGAUCCUGAUGAGGAUAAGCAUAAGGACAAGGAUGGUAAGCAUAGCAAUAAGGAUAAGGAUAAGGAUACAGAUGAAGAUAAAGAUGGUCAUCACGAGAGCCCCGUUUUUCUCUCCGGGUCAGCACAUAAGCCCCAAACUCCUUUGGUCUACCGAACGUUCGCCGAUGUUUCCGCGAAGCUUCGCAAGAGCGAAGCUACCGUUUCCCCCGAGAGGUGUGCCCUCCAUCCAAUCGCUAAAGAUGAAAAGCCGAUGGUAGGCAGUUCUUUGUUUGCUGACAAUUCUGACAAGGAUCGUGCUGCUGCUGCUGCUGCUGCUGUUGAUGAUGAUGAUGAUGAUGAUGAUGAUGAUGAUGAUGAUGAUAAAGCCAUGAUGGAAGACAGUUGUUCGUCUUCGUAUUAUUGUGAUAAGGAUCACCAAUCGUCGUUUAAGAAGGACCAGAAGCAUAGAUCCCGACCAAUCAAUGACGAUGGAUGGGGAUGCCAUGCGCACGUGGGUGGUCGUCGAGCUCGGGGCCCGGACAAGAGAAGUCGUAGUGGUAGCGAUCCUCGGGCUGGUCCUUAUUCCGAUCACGAUAAUGAUGAUUGUGUUGAUAGUAAUUUGGAUGAUAAGGGUAUGGACAAGGAUAUGGAUAAGGAUAUGGAUAAGGAUAUGGAUAAGGAUAAUGAUGUGGAUAAUGAUAUGGGUGAAGAUGAAUGUCGGAGAUCUACAUAUAGGUCGAAUGGUUGUAAUAAUCGACGAUUGACGAAAGAUGUGAAGACUGUGGACUCAUACGAGGCGGUGCAAGCGGAAGAGGACGACGAGGGGGAGGAGGAGGGGGAGGAGGAAGAGAAGUGGGGCAAGGAAGGUAAGAGAGAAGAGGGGGAAGAGGAUAAGGAAAAGAUAAAGUUGAGGACUUUCAAAAAGGCUAACGAUGUGAACUCGUUCGCUACGCUUGGUGGAAGUAAUCGUGAGCUGUCGGCGAAGGAUCGAACGGCGUUAGUCAGCGGUAAUAAUCGCGGACAAAAAUGUCAUUCUGAUCACGGCAACCUUACUCGAGUACAGAACACGAAUGGUCAGGAUUACGAUCUUGAUGCUCGUCUUUGUGGUGCGAAUGCUUAUGAUGAUGAUGAUGAUGAUGAUGAUGAUGAUGAUGAUGAUGAUGAGUGCAGAAGACAAGGUCGAGGCAGAGCGAAAGGCCGUGGCAGUCGAGGGUUACUGAAUGACGUACACGUUGCCCUGAAGGAGAAGGAAGAAGACCAGGAAGACGACGAGGCAGUGGAGGAUGGGAGGAGGAGGAGGAGGAAACGAGAGCAGCCUGAUGAUGUUCGUAUGGAGGAGGAGGAGGAGGAGGAGGAAGCUUCUGCUGCAUCCGAUAACGCUAGAUCUUGCGGGAGUCGUUGCGAAGAGGAUGAGAGGGAGGAGGAUAGGUGGGAGGAGAGGGAGGUGGAGAGGGUGUUGGAGCAAAAAGAUUCGAGGAGAACGAGGGCAAUAGACGGGACAAACGUCGGUCAGAAGGGUUUGCCAUGUCAAUCGCAGGUACUUCAACGUCUGCGCUCAACACCUGCUGCUGACGAGGCCGAUCGUUAUCUUGAUAUGCGAUCCCGACGCCAGCAAGGUGAUGACUGUAAGGAUGCAGGCGAAGAGCUUCACAAGCUUCACGGCUAUGGCGACAACGGCACUGGACGGCAGCACGUGCCUCCAGUCGACCUUUGCCAAGUGGACGAUCUUGAGCAUUGCGAGAUCCGUACGCAAAACGCGGUAAAGAGACGAGCAACGCCAAACCCUCGUUGUUUCCAUCCAUUAAGUAAGGAUAAAAAUAAGGAUAAGGAGAAAGAUAUAAAAAGAGAUAUAGAUAAGGAUAAAGAUAAGGAUAAGGAUAAGGAUAAGGAUAAAGAUAAGGAUAAAGUGUGUGCACGUAAAGAUGAUUGGGACAUAAUUGCAUCUGAUGACGAGGUGAGAGCUAAGGAACGUCGAGAAUGCAAUAGCCGAGUAGUUGACCGCAUGAUCGAGUGCAGGCCAGAGUUUAGCGGUCGCCAAGGAGUGAAUGGGAGGUUGGCUCGCAAGGAAAGCAGCUAUGGAGGUUUGGGAGAGAGAGAGGAUCAGGAUCAGACUGGGGUGACACUUGCCGGCAGGAAAACGAUAAACGGAUCGUCCACGUUCCAAGCACUUGAGAAUCUGAUGGAGAGGAAACCGAUCAUAACAAGGCCAGCCAUGCAGAACGGACAGCUGCAUGGUAUAGGUGGAGGGCGGCAGCGUGGGGAGAAGAGUAGUAGAGUGCACGCUUCCCAUCUGCACUCGUCGCUGCAGCACCAGACAGGUUCGUCCGGUUUUGUAAAGCCGAAGAUGACGGCAACGAAAAAGGAGCAGCAGAAAGAGAAAGACGAGGAGGACAAAGAGAACGUGGACAUGGCCGGCAGCUGCAGUUUGUUGUCUAAUGAGAACGUGAAAUGUGGAGGAAGAGAGAUUAAGGGAGAAACGACGGAGACGCACAAGGAGAUCGCCAUGCCGGACAGAUUUGAGGUUCUACCACGUGGUAAAGGAGGAGGAGGAGGAGGAGGAGGAGGAAGAAGGAGAGGAGGGCGAGGGGGCGGGGCGGGUGGAGGAGGAGAAGGAGAGAGGGGUGUCAUGGCUAUAGCAGACAUCGCGGCCGUCCAGAAGGAGAAGCUGGGUGCGAUGGAGAAAGAGAAGAUCGCCAUGGCCAACAACUGCGAGGUUCUGCUUCGCGGUAAGGAACGAGGACGAGGAGGGGGGAGGAGGAGAGGAGGAGGAGGAGGAGGAGGAGGAGAAGGAGGAGGAGGAGAAGGAGGAGGAGGAAGAGGAGGAGCAGGAGGAGGAGGAGAGGAAGUAUCGGCAAUGAAGAAGGAGAAGAUGGACGUGGCGUGCAGUUGUGAACUUGUGCCACGCGAUAAGGGAGAGGGAGGUGGUGGCGAAAUGAACGUCACCAAAUCGUUAGACGCAGAGGAGAAGGAGAAGGAGAAGGAGAAGGAGAAGGAGAAGGUCGGUGCCAUAGCCAGCAGCUGUGAGCCUCGGCCCUUUGGAAGGGCAGUAAGAAGGGAGGGAAGGCGGGGAGGAGGGAAAGAGAUCAUGGAGACGGGGGAAGAGGUCGUCAAGGGAACCAGCAGCUGCGAGCUUCUGCCACGUGGAGGUCAAUCAAGAACGAGAGCAAGACGAGGAGAGGGGGAAGUACAGGCGGAGAAGAAAAUCCACUUAGCCGCCAACGAUUGUCAGAUUCUGCCACGUGUAGGAUCGGGAUCGGUAAAAGGAGAAGUAGCAGCGCGAGAAGGAAGAAGAGAGGAGAUAGCAGCAGCCGGAAAAGCUCAAGGCGUUGUAAUGAUGUCCGGACAAGCAAAGAGAAAGCGUGGAGUACUAGUUGAGGGUAUGGAAGAUGAGGAGAGCGAGGACAAUGAUAAGGAUAAGAAGAAGAAGAGUGACAAAUUGAAAGGGCCAACGAGAAACCCGCCGACGGAAUCUGAUGACGAACUAGGAAGAUUGAAAGAAGAGUUCAGACAGCUUUAUGGCUCAUUAACUGGAUGUACAAGGUUGGAAGAGACAGAGUCUGCUGCAGAGACGGAUGGCCAGAUCUCUCCAUCUUGCAGCGUUGUACUGAGUAAUAAGCUAAGUAACUGCCAUGGAGCAAUAGCCACUCCGGCACGUUAUGGAGGGGAGGGGGGAGAAGGAGAGGGAAGGGAGGGGGGAGGAGAAGGAGAGGGAAGGGAUGGGAGAGGAGAAGGAGAAGGAGAGGGAAGGGAUGGGAGAGGAGAAGGAGAGGGAGGGGAGGAGGAGGCAGCAGGAUGUGGACAGGAGGGAGGGAGAGAACAAGAGUUAGUUAUGACAGCAGGGACACCAGCUAGCCAGUCGAUCGAGAGGGAAAAGAGAGACGAGAAAUUCGACCCGACGACGAUGACCGAAAAACUAGGCGAUGGCGGGAUUUCCUUCCGGUGCGAUACCCGGAUCGAAAGCCCGUUCGAUCAUCCCGAUUCGGACGGUGAGCUUGAUGAGGAUCGUUGGACUGGCUCAACGUGUCGUAGCAAAGUUGACUUGCCUCCAACAAGGCGUCAGGCGGCCUUGUUUUUUGCUGAUUCCGUACAGCAACGGCGAUCAGCCUGGGAGGCCAGUCCCGAACCUGAUUCAAAACCUUGUCCAGGAGGGCAUUGUCCUGAUCCGGAAAGCGGGCAAGGACAUGGUUCAGUGCCUGUAGACCUUGAUUCAAAACCUGCUUUACGAGCUGACCCUGGCUCCUUAAGAACUGGUCCAGCACCUGGUCCAAAACUUGGUCCACGAGGACGUUGUUCUGAUCCAGCAUGUGGUCCGGGACAUGGUUCAGGGACCGCUGACCUUGAUUCCAAACCUGAUUUACGAGCUGAUACUGGUUUCUCGAAGCCUGGUCCAGGGCCUGGUUCAAAACCCGGUCCAGGAGGACAUCAUCCUGAUCCGGAAUGUGGUCCAGGACAUGGUUUAGGCGCUGUUGAUUUUGAUUCAAAACCUGGUUUACGAUCUGGUCCUGGUUUUUCGAGACCUGGUCCAAAACCUGGGUCUGGAGAAGACGCAGAAUGUGGUAAUGAGUCAGGAAUCGGUCUAGGAGCCUCACGGGGUCUGAAAACCCGUCCCCGACCUGGUUCUGCAAGGGGUCUGGCACCUGGUCCUUGUUCAAGACCUGGUGCAGAACCUGGUUCACCAGGAGAAGGUCCGGGAUCUGGUGCAGGAUCCAGUUCAGACCCUGAUGCAGGAGUUGCUUUGGCUACAGCUUCUGUUCCCCACCGACUUACUGGUGGUUUCAUCUGUGACAGCUCAGAGGGCAGCCUUAGUCAGGACGAAUACCAACCGUUGGAUCUUAGAUCAGAGAUGCAUGAGGGCCUCACUCAUCAGAUCGCAUCGAAGGCAGCCAUCCAUGCUCGCAGCGGGAUUGGGUUGACCUCCCCUGUGGCUCUGAGUUUGACUUUGACUUCCUCUGCAGCAGAUGACAGUGUCAAAGUCAAACCCAGCCUGCCUGUUCCUAUGGACGCCCAGUCGGCAGGAACGGAGUCCCGUACAAGGUUGCUGCCAACCGCUUCCAGACCUGACCCUCCAGAAUCUCCCUGUCAACUGGAUCAUGAUGGUCGUCUAUGGUCGCCACCUUCAUCCUGUCACAGUGACCGAAACGAUCUGAAAAGAGCAAAGGUCCAUUCUAUUCCAGACGGUGAAAAUGCAUCAUUGGGUAACGCUCAACAGUCGCCCUCAGCCCGACAAGAGGUUCCUCCCGUUCAUCACCACCACCACCACCAUUAUCAUCAUCAUCAUCAAAAUGAUGCUGUUGAAGUCAGCUCUGAGGGGAUAGGGGAACUAGCUGCUGGCAGAACCUGCAGUCCAAGGGAAUCCCAUGCUGAUGGAUCUGCGGCUGUGCCGUUUCACAUUGGUAAUCAGCAGUCUGGACCGAUGGAAGGCGAUGUUGGUGGAUCAGCAGCCUUACAUCCGGACGAUCAUGUCGAACAAUUGAGCAUGGGGUGUGCAGGCGUGAAGACGAGGACAGGCAAUCCCAGGCCUGCGUAUUCAAGACAGCGACGGGAAACAUGCAGUCAUACUAAACGAGGACCUCGUACAGGCAGCAAGGAGAACGAACCUCCAUGUCCAAAGGGGAGUGAUGAUGAAGAUUGCACGGCUGCUGCUGAGGAGAGUCUGCGGAAACAUCUAGACCUAUUCAACAGAGAGUAUGAUGGCCUUCUACAAAGACUUGCUAGUGAAAAAACAUCUCAGCAGCGGGAGGAGCAUAAUAUAGCACGAAUCAAAGAGCUUGAGCAUGAGAUUCUUGAAUGCACCACCAAGUAUGAGCUUGAGGUGAGAAUUUUGUACAAACGUUACAUAUGCUAAAUCUUUCAUAAUUUUCUCAUCAACAGGUUGUCUCAACAUUAUGUUGCCCAUGAGUCACUUUUUUUUCCAUAAAAAAAUUGAGUCACCAUCACCAGUAUCCCCCCCAAAGAUUCUCUUUUGACUCUUUUUCCCAUUGUUUUCCGACUUGUUUGUAUACAACCAUAAUUUUGGGGAGCUUGGUCUCCGGGACAUCUUUUUUUUUUUUUUUUUUUCUCCCAUAAAAGUUGCGAAGUGGGUGCAACAUCCCUAACAUUAUUUAUAGUGACAUGUGGAAUGAGCAAGGUCUCUGAUCGAGCUCUAUGCUGGCCACCAUCAAUAGAACCAAAUGAUAACAACAAUGAUUGAAACGACCUUUAAAAAACACAACUUGGAAACCGAAAACAAAAGUCAAAACCAACA
Molecule: messenger RNA, 11546 nt
Organism: Chara braunii
Lineage: Eukaryota; Viridiplantae; Streptophyta; Charophyceae; Charales; Characeae
Source: the annotation of a GenBank genome assembly